AUGAGCAAGCAAGACUUGGAGAAGCUUCGAGAGCAUAGUGUGACUGGAUGGACGGAUCGAGACACGCCGGAUGUGUACGAGUCCAUGCAAAUGCCUUAUCAAGCGACAGGAGAGGAGAAUAGCUAUCCUGACCUAAGGAAGGAGCCGUUUGGGCCUACACCAGAUGCAUUGAAGUGUGGAGAUUCACCCAUUGCUCUUUUCUUCUACUUCAUGCCAGUUGCACUUUGGCAGUACAUCGCAGUGAGCAGUAAUAACUACAAGCACGAGCAACUCGAAGCACGUGUGGAAGCUUAUGUUGAGCGCCGGAAGCACAUGCAGCGACGUCGGCCUGAGGACAAGACACCGGUCCGGACGCGUGGUGAUUUGCGCAUGAGUCUGAUGUCAGUGAAGCCUAUACUUCCCCAUGAACUAUGUGUAUUUAUUGGGCUUUUGUUAGCUAGGACUGUACAGCCCAAUCGCGAAAAAAUUUCGAACCAUUGGAAACGUUCAGAUGAAGGAGCGAUAUCCCGUGGAAAUUUCACUCAUUUCUUGAAACGGGAUCGCUUCAUGGAGAUCUCUCGCAACCUUCACUUUUCCAGCAACCUUGACCCGCGUGCCAAGACCGACAGGGCCUGGAAGAUCCGGAAGCUGGUGCAUGUGCUGCAACGUACAUUUCGACGUGGAUUCAUACCCCCUGCUGAGCUUGCUUUUGACGAAGCGAUGCUUCCGUCACGCUCAUCAUUCAACCGAACUCGGGUGUACAUGAAGGACAAGCCAUGUAAAUGGGGGACGAAGUUGUUUAUGCUCUGUUGUGCGCGCACGGCCUAUUGCAUCAGGUUUGAGGUCUAUGUUGGUAAGAAGCAACACAUUGACGACGCAUCUUCAGUUGAUAAGAAGUCUGGACCUGCGGCGGUUGUACGUAACCUGAAAGCAGCCUUCCCUGACGGUCAAGAUAAGGGCUUCCGUCUCGUGGUCACUGACCGAUACUACACGAGUGUUGUGCUUGCAAUUGCUCCUGAUGGGAUUUUACACGGUCGGGACAAUUAUGACGAACCGCAUUGGCUACGCCACGAGCCUAAAGGAGAACAAGAACAACAGGAAGACUCGACCAAAGAACAUUCUAUCAAGUGGUGGGACAGCAAACCAGUUUUCUUCCUAUGUACUGGAAGUGAUCUUGCGUUAGACAGAGUGGUGAGGAGAGAGAAGACCGGGGACCAGCGUGAAGUGCCUUGUCCAAAAGCAGUCAAAGACUACCACAAAUAUAUGGGCGGAUUUGAUGUGCACGAUCAACUCCGCUUGCUACGCUACUCACUACAGCGGGCGGUGACCUUUCGGAAAUACUAUAAGUCCCUGUUUUUGGGGUUGGUGGAUCUUGCAAUAGUCAACGGAUAUAUUGUACAUCGUGCGUACCAUGAAGCAAAGGGAACCCGCCCCUUGACCCACGUCCAAUACAUUCGCAAGUUGCACUUGGAGCUCAUCCACUUGAAGGACUCAGACAUGUACGAAGGCAAUACGUUUGGAGCUGACCCACCACCACCAGUCUCAACUGAGAAUGACGCUCUAGCCACAAGCGCAAAUGACGAAGGAGGGAGCUCAGAGCAUGUUAUCCAUUCACCGAAGCAAGUUGACGAGUGGCGAAAGCACUCAGGACAGCUGAAACGCGUACAGCGCAACUGCAAAGUGUGUUCUUUGCUGCGAUCAGACGGAAAACGUGGCGGGACAACGACCUACUACUGCGACGCAUGCUUUACCGCGUUGCCUGUGUAUUUGUGCAUGAAGCCAAAGCACAUGAUGGAAGAAGAGCUACGUAGCUGCUGGGACAUAUGGCAUAACAAGUUCAAGAAUGGUACUGAGAUACCUGACAACUUGCAGGGCAAGAUACGACUACGGCAGUCGCCCGCCAAGCGUCGCCGGUCUCCUUCGGACGAAUAA
Messenger RNA from Phytophthora nicotianae INRA-310, 1911 nucleotides. RefSeq lists its product as hypothetical. The transcript has 4 exons. NCBI's taxonomy places the organism in Eukaryota, Oomycota, Peronosporomycetes, Peronosporales, Peronosporaceae. The record is from RefSeq and is a predicted model, not a curated record. The coding region runs from base 1 to 1911 and encodes 636 amino acids.